Messenger RNA from Fusarium subglutinans, 1569 nucleotides. RefSeq names its product WSS1-like protein. Lineage: Eukaryota; Fungi; Ascomycota; Sordariomycetes; Hypocreales; Nectriaceae. The transcript has 8 exons. The record is from RefSeq and is a predicted model, not a curated record. The coding region runs from base 1 to 1569 and encodes 522 amino acids.
AUGGCCGAACAGAAAGAUAGAUGGUCUACCAACGCCUAUCAGCACUCAGCUUCUUUUGUCCCAAAGCUGGCAACAAAAGUUGUCCAAUGGCUUGAUUUACAGAAAGACGAUGUCCUUCUUGACAUUGGAUGUGGAGAUGGCAUCUUGAAUGCCGAGUUCGCAAAUAUCCUGGCACAGGGAAGCGGUUCAAUGCACGGCAUUGAUAGCUCAGCUUCCAUGAUUGAAGCUGCCAGAGAAUUGUGCAAAGAUUCUCAGAACUCUACCUUUGAUGUCUUGGAUGCUACGCAACUCGUCUCUAAGCCAGAAUUACAAAAAGGAGCUUUCACAAAGGUUUUCUCCAAUGCAGCCAUGCACUGGAUUCUCUGCCCAGAAGAUAAACGUGCUCAGUUCUUCGAGGGUGUCUACGCCUCACUGGCCCCUGGUGGUACAUUCGUCUUCGAGAUGGGCGGUUUCGGCAACGUUUCUGAGAUGCGAACUGCUGCUCUGAGUGCUGUUGGUCGUCGCAUCGGUAUGAAAGCCGCUCUUGCAGCCGAUCCAUGGUUCUUCCCUGACGAAGCUUGGGUCACAAAGGCGUUGCAAGACGCAGGCUUCGUUGUUGAACGGGCAGAGCGGGAGUGGCGACCAACACCGACUGACAAAGGCGGCGUUGAGGGUUGGAUUAGACUUAUGGCAAAACCCUUGCACGACAUCAACAUGCCAGAACAUGAUGCGCUCGUGCUGUCGUAUAGCCACUUGGCCAAGCUUCCAAGAGCGAACGAUGCCCUGCAGACCCUGAAGAAAGUAGCUUCCCUUGUGAAGCCUAUAAUGCGAGCGCGUAACUGGAAAGUCCGAGAGUUGGCCGAGUUCUACCCUGAACAACAUAAUCUUUUGGGUCUCAAUAUCAACCGAGGGGCCAAGAUAUGUCUCCGUUUGCGACAUGCUGGAGAUAAGAACCAGUUUAUGCCCAUCGAAAGUGUUGUUGAUACAAUGCUACACGAGUUGUCACACAUAGUCCAUGGCCCUCACGAUGCCAAGUUUCAUGCCCUUUGGGAUCAGCUAAGGGAUGAGCACGAGGGUCUGGUUCUAAAAGGCUACACUGGCGAAGGCUUCCUUUCAGAGGGGCGCCGUCUUGGAGGCUCAAGAAUUCCACCUCUCGAAGCUCGUCGAGUGGCGCGAGAGGCUGCAGAGAAGCGACGAGCUCGUCCCGGUACUGGGUCAGGUAAACGUCUAGGGGGUUCUGCUCCUCGGCCAGGUGAAGAUAUUCGGAGAGUAAUUGCGGAUGCUGCCGAGCGGCGGAGCAGGAUCCUCAAGGGUUGUGGCACAGAUAACCUCAGCGAAACUCAAAUUCGCAACAUUUCAGACAAUGCCACAAAGAACGGUUUUCGAACACAGGCCGAAGAAGACGAGGCUAAUGAUGCAGCCAUAGCUCAAGCCAUGUGGGAACUAGUGCAGGAAGACAAAUCUGUCGAAUACGGCAACUCUUAUAUCGCUGUCACAGCAGACAACCCAACUGGAAAUGGAGGCGGAUCAGUAAUCCCGCACAGGGGACCUGGUGCGGUCCGAGAUGAGUCCAAGGACACAACAGGUUAA